Molecule: messenger RNA, 1985 nt
Organism: Podarcis muralis (Common wall lizard)
Lineage: Eukaryota; Metazoa; Chordata; Lepidosauria; Squamata; Lacertidae
Biological process (GO): embryo development; regulation of transcription by RNA polymerase II
Cellular component (GO): nucleus
Molecular function (GO): DNA-binding transcription factor activity, RNA polymerase II-specific; RNA polymerase II cis-regulatory region sequence-specific DNA binding
Source: RefSeq, a predicted model, not a curated record
AUUCCUGGGAUUGUGGCCCCUGAUUCAUCCUGACAGCUUCUGGAAGGCACAGGAUUUCCUUUCCUCCCACUCUGCAGAAGGUGAUGGAGAAGACAUUCAGAAUUCCAAGGAAUGGGGCACCUUUCGUUUCAUGAGGAAUAGAAAUUAAAAUGUGGGAAAUGUGGGAAAUGCUUCAUUGAAUGAGGACACAUAGCUCACAUCAAUGAUUCCGAGAGGAGAAACCAUUUAAAAGUAUGGUGUUUCGGAAACGUUUCGCUGAUAGUGGAAAACUUAGAACACAUCAGUGGAUUUACAUUUACAAGAAAGGAUUACAAUGCAGGGAGUGUGGAAGAACUUCAGUCAGAGAGGAUUCCUCAAUAUACAUCAGCGGACUCACACAGGGGAAAAACCAUUUAAAUGCAUGGAGUGCGGGAAAAGCUUCCGUCAGAAUGGACACUUAAGUUCACAUCUACGGACUCACACAGGGGAGAAACCAUAUAAAUGUAUAGAGUGCGGAAAGAGCUUUAGUGAUAGUAGAGACCUUAGAAAACAUCAGCGGAUUCACACAGGGGAGAAACCAUAUCAAUGUAUAGAGUGCGGAAAGAGCUUUAGUUGGAGUGGAGAAUUUAGAAAUCAUCAACGGAUUCACACAGGGGAGAAACCAUAUAAAUGUAUGGAGUGUGGAAAAAGCUUCUGUCGGAGUGGACAGUUAAGUUCACACCUACGGAUUCACACGGGUGAAAAACCUUUUAAAUGCAUGGAGUGUAGGAAGAGCUUCAGGCGGAAUGCAGAACUUAAAUUACACCAGCGAAGUCACACUGGUGAAAAACCAUAUAAAUGUAUGGAGUGUGGAAAGAGCUUCAUUCAGAGUGGGCAGUGCAAUAUGCACCAACGGACUCACACAGGGGAGAAACCAUAUAAAUGUAUAGAGUGCGGAAAGAGCUUCAGUGAUAGUGGAGACCUUAGAAAACAUCAACGGUCUCACACAGGGGAGAAACCAUAUAAAUGUAUAGAGUGCGGAAAGAGCUUCAGUCAGAGUGGAGACCUUAGAAAACAUCAACGGAUUCACACAGGGGAGAAACCAUUUCAAUGUAUGGAGUGUGGAAAAAGCUUCUGUCGGAGUGGACACUUAAGUUCACAUCAACAGACUCACACGGGUGAAAAACCAUUUCAAUGUAUGGAGUGUGGAAAGAGCUUCAGUCAGAGUGCACACCUCAAUAAACAUCACCAGACUCACACAGGGGAGAAACCAUAUAAAUGUAUGGAGUGUGGAAAGAGCUUCAGUCAGAGUGGCCACCUCAAUAGACAUUACCAGACUCACACAGGGGAGAAACCAUAUAAAUGUAUGGAGUGUGGAAAGAGCUUCAGUCAGAGUGAUGGACUUAGAAUACAUCAACGGACUCACAUGAGUGAAAAACCAUAUAAAUGUAUGGAGUGUGGAAAGAGCUUCAGUCGGAGUGCACCCCUUAGAAAUCAUCAACGGUCUCAUACAGGGGAGAAACCUUUUAAAUGUAGGGAGUGCGGAAAGAGCUUUAGUGAUAGUGGAUACCUUAGAAGACAUCAACGGAUUCACACAGGGGAGAAACCAUUUCAAUGUAUUGAGUGUGGAAAGAGCUUCAGUUUCAAUGCAGGCCUUAGAUCACAUCAACGGACUCACACAGGCAGGGGAAAACCAUAUGAAUGUAUGGCAUGCGGGAAGAGCUUCAGUCAAAAAGGAGACCUUAAAUUACACCAGCAGACUCACAAAGGGGAGAAUCCAUUUAAUGCAUGGAAUGUGAAAAGAGCUUCCGUUUCAAUGCAAGCCUUAGAAGACAUCAACUGGCUCAGGGGGAAAACCAUAUAAAUGCAUUGAGUGCGGAAAGAGCUUCAGUCAGAAUGGAGACCUUAAAACACAUCAACGUACUCAUAAAGGGUGAAACCAUUUAAAUGCAUUGAGUGCGGAAAGAGCUUCAGUCGAAAUGGAAACCUUAAGACACAUCAACGGAUUCACACAGGGGAGAAAACAU